Candida albicans SC5314 is the source of this 798-nucleotide messenger RNA. Its product is annotated as mitochondrial 54S ribosomal protein bL28m. NCBI's taxonomy places the organism in Eukaryota, Fungi, Ascomycota, Pichiomycetes, Serinales, Debaryomycetaceae. The coding region runs from base 1 to 798 and encodes 265 amino acids. Gene Ontology annotation, molecular function: structural constituent of ribosome. The transcript has a single exon. The record is from RefSeq and is a predicted model, not a curated record. Gene Ontology annotation, cellular component: mitochondrial large ribosomal subunit.
AUGAACGUGUUUAGAGGAUUAAUAUCUAUUCCCCGUAUAUCGUGUGUGUCACAGAUAUAUUCAGCUAGACAAUUAUCAUCAACAUUGCCAUUAUCAACUAAAAGAACUUAUGACAAAUUUUAUAAAAUCACCAAACAAUUACAACCAAUCGAUAAGAAUGUUUACGAAAUUGGCCAAGAACGUCCAGACAACAUAAGUAUCCCUAAAGAUUUACCUGAAUUUCCAAAAUAUGAGUAUGAACCUCGUUUUUUCAAAAGACAAAACCGUGGAUUAUAUGGUGGGUUACAACGUAAACGUUCCAAAUCAUGUUCUGAAUAUUUAAAUAAAACAUUAAGAGCUCAUAGACCAAAUGCUCAAUGGACAAAAUUAUGGUCAGAAACUUUGAACAGGAGAUUACGUUUACGUGUUGCCACCAGAGUAUUAAAAACUAUAUCUAAAGAAGGAGGGUUAGACCAAUAUUUAUUGAAAAGCACCCCAGCCAGAGUUAAAACUAUGGGAUUAAAAGCGUGGCAAUUAAGAUACAGAAUAUUACAAGAAAGGGAACAAAAACAGAGAGGAAAUGUCACCCUACUGGAUGGUACAACUAAGCCAAUCCAAUAUAUCAGCUCCAAUGGUUUGAAAUUCCAUGCCACUAAAGAUGCUAUGUUAUCUGAAUUAUAUGAAGCUGUCCAAAGAGAUUCAUAUUACCCAAUUAAACCUUUUCAUUUCGAAAGAGACUACAGUUGGUUGUCGUAUGAAGAAAUUGUUAAGAAAUUAGAACAAUACAAUUGGGAUUUUUCCGAAUUAGCUACCAAAUAA